Molecule: messenger RNA, 3748 nt
Organism: Cyphomyrmex costatus
Lineage: Eukaryota; Metazoa; Arthropoda; Insecta; Hymenoptera; Formicidae
Exons: 4
Coding region: 1-3612 (1203 amino acids)
Source: RefSeq, a predicted model, not a curated record
AUGAUUAUAAAAUUACCUCAUGAUUUACAGAUGUCUUAUUUACGGGCAAUUCAAAAAAUACCGGGCGAUACUGCCAGUGAGAAAUUAUGUUGGAUCGGAAAAUUGACUUUGUACCAGAGCAGUAGCGAUCUUGAACAAUUUCCACCAGAAUUACUGCCUAUUUUAAAUGUAGAAACUGCCAUUAAAGAAAAAAAACAUGAAGAUAUAACAUUUGCUCUUAAGUGUGAAGACUCAGCGAUAAUAAACCGUGCAUUUAAAGCCUUUUGGUUUUUUGAUGGUAGCCAUAAAGAAAUUGUUAACGUCAGGUAUUUUUUCGAACAUCUUUUCCCUUACGUUUCUGUAAAAACAAGAACACGUAUUGUGCUGACACUUGCACAUCAAUUGUCUGGCAAGGAUCCAAUUUUUGCGCAGGAAAUAUUUACAGAAAUGGUUUCGAUUUAUGGCAUUCGAACCGCUUAUCCGUUGAUCAUAGCUUGCAAUGAGACUUUUGCUUAUGAAAUAAUUGUACAGAAGGAAUUAGUGUUGCCUGUUAAAAUUGUUGAGAAGAUCUUUUAUAUCAAUCCGGAUUUGGCAGUGCGUUUUCUCAAAUUAUUGAAACCUCAUCCCUAUAGACUAAAUGCGACUGAGCAUAAUCCCUUUGCGAUCGGCAUUGGUCGAUACGCAUCUCUCCUCCCUAAAUUAAUAAAGAAACGACUAGAGGCUUUUAUAGAACUGUUUGAGAUUCAUUCACCGAAAAUUAUUUUGAGCAACAAGUGCUCCAAAAUAUUUCUUAAGAAAGCUCAGCAACACCUGAUACUAAAGCCACAGUUAUAUAUUCGUAUCUUACCACUCAAAAAAAUUAAUAAGGAUUUAAUGGAAAAAAUUUUCCCUGAUCUGUUGCCUACAACAAUGUCUUACUUCAGAACAGGUAAUAUGCUCUAUUACUUGGAACAUUAUCCACGUGAUAAACAAUAUGAUCUGCUUCGUAAAUCAUACAAGGAUAAAUAUAAUGUUGAUCUUCUUGAUGAAACAAAAAAUGUCACGCUUGACUUAUUACAGUUAUUACCUGUCGAGGAACGAAUCAAACAGGCUAAAAUUAAAAUUCUCGAGGAGCACAACUUAGAGAAGAGUGAAUAUCAAGAAUUUUCGUUCUACAAAACAGCUUGGAUUUGUUAUUUACCUGUUAACGAAGUUAUUCCGAUUAUUAAAGAAAAAUUAAAUAAAACUACAGGUGAAAAAGAUAGAAUUGAUCUCCUUAUGCAAAUGAUCUAUGCUUGUAAUGUUAAUAAAGAUGAUAAUGCCUUGUUCAGCGUCUUGACAUAUUUUUUAAAUAGACAUAAAAACGAAAACUCUCGGGUGUUCCAACGAAUAUUCCAUCAACUUUUAGAAAUAUACAAUUUACCUUAUUUAAAUGAAAAGCUGAUUUCUCUUGUAUUAGACAUUGUUCGAUUGUGUUAUGUAAAACAUGAAUUCAUACCGGAAAGAAUACUCGUGGCUAUAAUACAUUUUAAACUUAUACACAAUAUGUCAAUUGAGGAGCUAAUCGAUAUGUUUUUAAAAAGUAAUACAUGUUACGAAAGUUUUAACAUACUUAAAGAAUAUCCACAAUAUGAGAGACAAUGCCUUGUAACUUUCGCAAAUCAAAUUGAAAAAAAAUCUUUUAAAGAGGAUGAAAAAAAGUAUUUUUUCUGCAAAUUAUUUGAAGCAAUAUAUGAUUUUAACAACAGGUAUAAAAAAUCGUGCACCAAAAUAGAAAAAAUGACAAUUAGAGAUUAUCCUUGGUUAAUGGAUGUUAUUUACGAAAUUCUGCGUUCUGGCAAAAAUUCUAUCUUGAAAAAUAUAUUGCAGGAAAAUGAGCCAGAACUGUAUUGCAGUUGGUUUCCUUCAAAUAUCGCAAAUGUAACGUCAGGCGCGGCGCUCGCUCUAUUGAAACGAGAUUCACGAAACGUACUGGAUAAUUGGGAAGAAUACUUAGCAAAUUGCAUGAAGAACUACAAUUCAAAACAUGUACAACGCUUUAUCAAGGCCACGCGAUGGUAUAAAGACUUGCCCAUUAAAUUUUUUGAACGUUGCAUGAAUUAUAUUUACGAUAAAAAUACAGAUAAAAUACCAUCAUGCCUAGUUGUCUUGGCUCUUUUAUGUCAUGGUGAUGAAUUGACAAAACUGAUCGAUCCUUUCAUAAUACCCACCAAAACAAGGAUAAAUAUCAAUCAUCCAAAUGCUAAAAAUAACUAUAAACUUAUAAAAUAUUUACCAUUGAGCAUGAGACUUUCUAAUCCACCAAUACCUCUCGAUCUCAUAGUUAGAUUGUGUGAAGGAGAAUAUUUAUUAAGAAUAGUUUUGAUGACACUAACAAAUGUAAGUAUGCGAACUUCUAAGCCUAAAGUUCUAUCAAUUGCACAAAAAUUGAUGAGUAUGUGUGUGAAUACACGUAAGCAUGGAGUUAGGCUGAUGUAUUUGAUAGCGACUAAGCAUGAGCUUACAGAUUUUCUCCAGAAAGCAUGGAUAAUCGAGAAGCAUCAUUCAGUACGACAAGUUUUAUUCAAGACGUUCCAGAAAUAUUUUCUUACAGAGCCAAAUCCUGAAACAUGGUCCCUAUAUUACCAAACUGUAUCAACGUUGAGUCUCAAUGAUGAAGCAUUGCUUUCACAGAUAAAGCUAUUUCCCAAGAUCCCUAAUAAAUAUGUCUUAAGAUUUCUCGAUCUAUGGCUCAAAACGAUAGACGAUUUUCAAGGAAUGGAACUGGACGACCAGAAAAAAAACAAAUACAUUGCCAAUUUCUUAGCAACACUUACUACUGCAUCUAUUUUCAAUCUUUUAUCUGAAGAAUUUAUUGAAAAUAUACUUCGAAGAUUUUUAUUCCAUAUGGAUAGUGAUGUAUCCAGAGCAGCAAGACGUUUUAUAAUAUCGUAUAUUUUGUCAGAAGGUCAGGAUAAAAAUGCAGCACGCAUCAAAAUAUUUGCUGAUGUCUUUCGUAACGCAGUGGUAAAUUAUUGGGAUGUACCCCAUCCUAAAAAAUUAUAUUUCUAUCCAAUCAACCAAGCCGUGCGUUUAUUCAUAGAUGAUUUCAUUUUUUACUGCUUUGAUAAAAUGUUUUACUUUAAUAAAUUUACUACUAACCCGGAAAUUAUCGAUAACAUACAAAUGAUAUUUUCAUCUGUCUUAUCACCCAGCCAGGAUGCAAAGUCUUAUUUGUUGUUGACAUACGCAAAGACGUUUCAAGAAUGUAAAUCAACCAAGAACUCUUUUGGCCUGAAACUCGGUCAGCAGUUACAUGAAUUAAUCAACAUUUUCUCUCCGCUAUUAGUCUCAUUUAUGGUUCAGAUUCUCGAUUACUUCUUAGAUAAAGUAUACAGAUAUCCGGAUUUGGAACAAGCCAAAUUUAGUGUCAUAGAAGGUCUCAUUGAAGCUGGUAAUACGUAUUCCUGUUUUAUGGCUGUGACAAUGUUACCUGGCUUAGCGCCGAAACCCUUACACCCUCGCUGCAGACAAUUGACGAUCAAGAUGAAUCACGCGGCAAGAUACGAUCGAAUCAUUGAAAAGUUACGAGGAAUGCAUGAGGAGCUUGCUACCAUGACUGUUUUAUGCAAUUAUUUAAAUGAAUUGGACUUGAACAUUUUUGAAACAAAUUGAAAAAUUAUUUAAAAUGUUUCUUGAAAAAAUGACAUAUAUGAGCUGUUAUGACAUAUAAGAGCAGUUAUUGACAUAUAUAAGAGCAGUUCGAUGGAUGAAAUAGAGAGAGAGAGACAUGCAUAUUUUUACAUUUAUA